This is a messenger RNA of Eurytemora carolleeae, 2382 nucleotides long. It is a transcript of the gene Uba2, whose product is annotated as SUMO-activating enzyme subunit 2. Gene Ontology annotation, molecular function: SUMO activating enzyme activity. NCBI's taxonomy places the organism in Eukaryota, Metazoa, Arthropoda, Copepoda, Calanoida, Temoridae. The coding region runs from base 18 to 1769 and encodes 583 amino acids. The transcript is spliced from 17 exons. Gene Ontology annotation, cellular component: SUMO activating enzyme complex; cytoplasm. The record is from RefSeq and is a predicted model, not a curated record. Gene Ontology annotation, biological process: protein sumoylation.
CUGCUUAAAGAGAAAAGAUGGCUCAUGUGCCCGGCGUGUUUACUCCGACCCUACAGCAGAGUAUUAGUGAGGCUCGUCUGCUGGUGGUGGGUGCUGGGGGGAUAGGAUGCGAGCUCCUCAAGAACAUCGUUCUCACGGGGUUCAAGGAUAUCGAGGUGAUUGACCUGGACACAAUCGACGUGUCCAACCUGAACAGGCAGUUUCUCUUCCAGAAGCAGCACGUGGGUAAAUCCAAGUCCAAUGUUGCGCGGGAGAGUGCGCUUCGGUUCGCACCGGAUGCUAAGAUCAAGGCGUAUCAUGAUUCUAUCAUGAAAGAGGAGUAUGGAGUUAACUUCUAUAAGAACUUCUCUCUCUGCCUCAACGCCCUGGACAACAGGGCCGCCAGGAACCAUGUCAACAGGAUGUGCCUGGCCGCUAACCUACCCCUGGUCGAGUCCGGUACAGCGGGAUAUCUGGGACAAGUCACUGUUAUUAGGAAGGGUGCUACCGAGUGCUAUGAGUGUCAGCCUAAACCUCACCAGAAAACCUUCCCUGGGUGUACAAUUAGGAACACACCUAGUGAACCUAUACAUUGUAUUGUGUGGGCUAAACAUCUUUUCAAUCAGCUGUUUGGUGAGGAUGAUCCUGAUCAGGAUGUAUCUCCUGAUACAGAGGAUCCUGAGGCUGCUGGAGAUCAGGCAGGAGCGGCUGCUACAGAGAAGGAGGGAACAGAGGGUGGGAAUGUGGCAAGAAAGUCAACUAAACAAUGGGCCCAGGAUUGUGAUUACUCGACACAGAAAUUGUUCCAAAAACUUUUCAACGACGACAUUAAAUAUCUUCUCUCUAUGGACAAACUCUGGGCUAAGAGAAGGCCACCAACCCCACUUGACUGGGAUUGUCUACCUGACACUACAGAGAAGAAUGGAUCGGCUGAGAACUCCUCUAACCUGGUGGAUCAGAAGGAUAGUGAUGGCGUAUUGGUGAGGUUCGAAGUAAAAUCUAUGGCUGGAAAUAUUAUUCCCGCCAUAGCUACUACCAACGCUGUUAUUGCCGGCUGUAUUGUUAUGGAGGCCAUCAAAAUUCUUAAUAAUCAGGUGGAUAAGUGUAAGACUGUGUACCUGAGACGCCAGCCAAACCCAAGAAAGAAGAUUCUUGUUACUGAGAGCCUGGAACCACCAAACCCUAAGUGCUACGUGUGCUCUGAUAAGCCUGAGGUGAAUGUCCUGCUCAACCUUGAGACAACCACCAUCAAGGUCCUAGAGGAGAAGAUACUCAAGGGGUCCCUCAACAUGGUCGCCCCCGACGUAGAGAUCGAAGGGAAGGGGGUGAUCAUGAUUUCGAGUGAGGAGGGAGACACAGAUUGCAACAAUGACAAGUUCUUGAAAGAUUUUGGUUUAAAGGAUGGAAGUAUUCUUACUUGUGAUGAUUUCCUGCAAAACUAUCAACUCAAGAUGAUCCUGUAUCACGCUGACAAGCUUGAUGACGGACAGGAGUUUAUUCUUACCGGAGACAAAUCACAACUUCAACCCAAGGAGGAGAAGGAGAAGAUUCCUGAACCUGAGAAGAUGGAAGCUUCUAAUACUGGGCCAAUAGAUGUAGAAGAUGAUGUCGAGGUUGUGUCCAAUGGAGACAGGAAGAGAGGUGCUGAGGACUCCAAUGGAAACCCGAAAGCUAAAAGACCAAAGGUUGAUACGGAGGGAGACGACGACAUUCAGAUCUGUGAGUCGGAGCCAAGUAAGAAGAAACCAGCUCCUCCUGCAGCAGAAGACGGAGUCAUCUGUAUUGAGUAAUUACGAAGCGAACCGGAGCCAGUGAAUAUAGUAGUUAUACUCCGAUACUACUAUAUCUCACACUUGAUUAAUUAGUUGUUUGUUUUUUACAAACAGGUUUCUUGUUUUAUUCGUGGUUGUACUCGUGUGAACUUUGUACUUCCAGUGUACUCUGAACUUAUGUACUAAGUGGAAUCUGUACUUAAUGUACUUAGUGUACUCUGUAUUUUAUGUUCUGAGUGUUUUCUUAAAUGAUAUUGCUUAGUGCACAUUUUACGGAUUGAUCCCAUUGUACUUUAAACUGAUUUUACGUAGUGUACCCUGCACUGACUGUACUCUCUGUACUGGUUUGUACUCAACGUACAUGAAGUAAACCUGAACCAAUUUCUCCUGCAUUUCUCUGUAUAAAUGUCUCAAUUUAAUGUGCGCGCCAUACCUUUAAUUAGUAUUAACCUCGGUCCUGUAAACUGGACAGUGUACAGUGAACUGUACGCUAUACAUUGUAUUGUACUCUGAACACUGUACAGUGAAUUGUACAGUGACCCAACUAUUUAUGUAUCUUUUGGAAUAAGCUUUAGAUUUUCAGAAAACUGUAAAAAAUGUUUCUUUAAAAUAAACUUAAUCUUUCCGAUUG